Molecule: messenger RNA, 2064 nt
Organism: Podarcis raffonei (Aeolian wall lizard)
Lineage: Eukaryota; Metazoa; Chordata; Lepidosauria; Squamata; Lacertidae
Gene: FIGNL1
Product: fidgetin like 1
Exons: 1
Coding region: 30-2063 (677 amino acids)
Molecular function (GO): ATP binding; microtubule severing ATPase activity; ATP hydrolysis activity
Source: RefSeq, a predicted model, not a curated record
UAUUUUUUUGUCCUGUUUCUCUGUAGAGCAUGCAGCCCAGUAGCCCCAGUGAUGAUAUACACCUGAGCGAAUGGCAGAUGAAUCACUUUGCUUAUACCUCUGACACCUCUACACCAGGGCAGAAGGCAGAUGCAUAUCGUGCACAGAUUUUACGCAUUCAGUAUGCAUGGGCAAACUCUGAGAUCUCCCAAGUUUGCGCUGCCAACCUAUUCAAAAAAUAUGCAGACAAAUACUCUGCGAUUCUUGACUCUGACAAUCUAGAGAUUGGCUUGAAUAACUGUGCGGAAAACAUUUUGACACUGGCAAGAAGUCAGCAAAAUGAAAAUGACAAGUGGCAAUCUGCUUUGACGACAGCUAAUGUGAUGGAACUGAAGUGUGUGCAAGAGAUGAUGCAGAACAGUGAAAUGUUUCGGAGUGACAAGGAAGCCACCGCCUCUGUUGCUUCAGGUCUUCCUAAACUCACUCACUGCAGUGGUGAUGGCAAAUCUGUACAUAGCGAUGGCUCAUCAGACGGUACAAGUCAGGGACUACAUAUCCUUGGCCGAGCCCCAGCUUUGAAACCUCAUCAGUUUGGUAUGCUUUCCUCAGCCAAGGCCAGAGCUGCACAUUCUUUUUUGCCGGUGCCUAUAAGUGAAGGGUCUGACAUUACCUCUUGUGUGACUCCAUUGUUUAGAGAUGGUGAAUCCGUGUUUAGUAGUUCUCUGACACUCAUGAGUAACUCUGGUUUGAAGCAGAAUUCUUCAUCUUCCACUCAGUCUGCUUUCCCUUCAGAGAUGGGCAACCUGGGGAAAAGGAAAGCAUUUCUUGUGUCGAAUGAAGAAAGUAGCACUACAUCUUCUGGUUUCAUUCUUAAUAAGCCAGUUAAUACAGAAGGGAAGACCUUUGCACGGAGUGGAAGCAAAAACAAUGAGAACAAAGCAUCUGGUUUCAAAACUGCAAAAGAACAGCUCUGGGUGGACCAGCAGAAGAAGCACCAGCACCAAUCAGAGCGUGCACCAUUCCCAUCUAGCAGUAGCACAAAAAAGACUUUGGGUCUUUCAAGAUCUCGGGGUGUAUUCGGAAAGUUUGUCCCUCCAACACCAAAACAAGACGGGAAUGAAAACACAGGGACGCAGUGCAAAUCUUACGGGUCUGCAGAGGUGACUUGUCCAACGGAUGAACGGCUAAAGAAUAUAGAGCCGAAAAUGAUUGAACUUAUUAUGCAAGAGAUCAUGGAUCAUGGGCCUCCAGUGAAUUGGGAUGACAUUGCUGGGGUCGAAUUUGCAAAAGCAACUAUCAAGGAGAUAAUAGUGUGGCCUAUGUUGAGACCUGACAUUUUCACUGGUUUAAGGAGUCCUCCAAAAGGAAUUCUUCUGUUUGGUCCUCCUGGGACAGGGAAGACGCUCAUUGGCAAAUGUAUUGCAUGUCAGUCUGGGGCUACAUUUUUUAGCAUCAGUGCCUCUUCAUUGACCUCCAAGUGGGUAGGUGAGGGAGAAAAGAUGGUCCGCGCAUUGUUUGCUGUUGCACGAUUCCAGCAGCCAGCAGUAAUCUUCAUUGAUGAAAUUGAUUCUCUCCUGUCCCAGCGCGCAGAUGGGGAACACGAGUCUUCUAGAAGAAUAAAAACUGAAUUCUUGGUCCAGUUAGAUGGAGCAACGACCUCUUCUGAAGACCGCAUAUUAGUUGUGGGAGCAACCAACCGGCCACAAGAAAUUGAUGAGGCUGCCCGAAGGAGACUGGUGAAGAGAUUGUACAUCCCACUUCCUGACACUUCUGCUAGAAAGCAGAUAGUGACUUGUCUGAUGUCAAAGGAAAAUUGCUCCCUAACGGAGGAGGAAAUUGAUCUCAUUGUUAAAAAAUCAGAUGGGUUUUCUGGAGCUGAUAUGACUCAGCUUUGUAGAGAGGCUUCUCUAGGCCCUAUCCGCAGCCUUCAGUCUAUCGAUAUUACAACCAUUGCACCUGAGCAAGUACGAUCUAUAGUUUUUCAAGAUUUUGACAAUGCUUUAAAAACUGUGCGCCCCAGUGUGUCCUCCAAAGAUCUUGAAUUGUAUGAUACUUGGAAUCAAACAUUUGGAUGUGGAAGAUAAG